AUCAAAGGCAGAGGAGGGCUGAGAGCUACUUCUUUCAUAUAUGGUUUGGUGGCAUUGGAGAACAUGGGAUUUGUUGCCAACAUGGUGAGCUUGGUGCUCUACUUCUCCUACAAGAUGUACUUUGAUCUGUCUAAUGCAGCAAACACCCUCACAAACCUCAUGGGAUCAACUUUCUUGCUCACCGUCGUUGGCGGCUUCAUCUCCGACACCUUCAUCAACAGGUUCCAAACAUGUGUCAUCUUCGGGACAUUUGAAGUACUGGCUCUUUCAAUGAUGACAAUCCAAGCCCACAACGAUAGCUUGCUGCCAAAGCCUUGCGGCAAGCCAAGUUGCAUGGAGGGCGGCGUGGCCGUCUACUUCUACACGUCGCUGUGCUUGCUGGCGCUGGGCGUAGGCGGGGUGAAGGGCUCUCUUCCAGCACUCGGGGCGGACCAGUUUGAUGCAAACGAUCCGAAAGAGGCUAAGGGCCUCGCCAGCUAUUUCAACUGGCUCUUGCUCAGCACGGUGAUAGGCUCGUCGGUCGGCGUUACUGUCGUCGUUUGGGUGGCCACCAACAAGAACAACCAUAACUGGUGGAAGGGCUUUCUUAUCACGGCUGUUGGAGCUUCCCUCGGCUACGUGCUGCUCCUCCUUGGGAAGCCUUUCUACCGCCUCAAAGUCCCUAAAGACAGCCCUCUUAUAAGAAUUGCACAGGUUAUAGCCGUGGCAGUAAGAAAUCGUGGGCUGUCUCUUCCAGAGAGCCCGAGUGAGUUGUACGAGAUCAACGAGAAAGAUUCAGAGUCUACAGCUUCAAGAAUUGCACAUACUGAACAAUUUAGGUGUCUGGACAAAGCCGCAAUUCUUCCCCCAAACACAGAGCCAUCCCCAUGGAAAGUCUGCACAGUGACACAGGUGGAAGAAGUGAAAGUCCUGGCAAGAAUGCUGCCCAUCAUAGCCAGCACCAUCAUAAUGAACACAUGCAUGGCUCAGCUCCAGACCUUCUCAGUCCAACAAGGCUACCGAAUGGAUCCUCACCUCGGCUCGUUCCGUGUCCCCUCUGCAUCGAUCCCUGUCAUCCCCUUACUCUUCAUGAUCAUCCUAAUCCCAAUCUACGACCGUCUCUUCGUGCCCUUCAUCCGCAAGUUCACCAAGCACCCAUCGGGCGUCACACAGCUGCAGCGUGUGGGCGUCGGCCUAGUGCUCUCGGCCCUGUCCAUGUCCAUUGCAGCAUUGGUUGAAGUCAAGAGAAGGAACCGAUCUUUGAAGAAUCCUUUAAGGCCUAUUAGCCUCUUCUGGCUGGCUUUUCAGUAUGGCAUAUUCGGGAUUGCUGAUAUGUUCACUCUUGUGGGAUUGCUUGAGUUUUUCUACAAGGAAGCCCCUGAGGGAAUGAAGUCCCUGUCCACCUCUUUCACUUGGAUUUCACUGUCAUUCGGCUACUUCCUGAGCAGCGUUUUUGUCGAUUGCAUCAACUCCGUGACUAAACGGAUUGCGCCCAGCCGACAAGGUUGGCUGCAUGGGCAGGACUUGGACAGGAACAACUUAAAUUUGUUCUAUUGGUUCUUGGCAAUCUUGAGUGGCCUUAACUUCUUCAACUAUUUGUAUUGGGCAACAUGGUACAAGUACAAAAACAAUGAUGAGAACGUCGCCGUUAGGCCGGCCACCGGGCCGCAGGAGUCCGUCAGCGACGUUCCGUUUCUCAAGGUGGAGGAGGAUAUGAGUUGCAAGGCUGCAAAUGGUGGCUGUGUGGUGGAGGAAAGUAAUGGGAGAGAGUAAAGUAGAUCAAGAAUGAACAAAAGAUAUAUAUAUAGUGGUGUUGGCCUCUUCUUCUUAUUUUUUCCUUGAUUUAACCAGGUUUUUUGUGUGUGGUUUUGAUCAUGUUAUGUGAAAUGAUUCUUGAAAAAUAUGGUUUGAUUUCAUACUUAGAUGUGGACAGUAAAAAGGGUUUUCAAGGAAUGAAGGUAAUUUGUUCUUACAA
Molecule: messenger RNA, 1954 nt
Organism: Sesamum indicum (sesame)
Lineage: Eukaryota; Viridiplantae; Streptophyta; Magnoliopsida; Lamiales; Pedaliaceae
Source: RefSeq, a predicted model, not a curated record